GAUCAGUGGUCUGCUGAAGGACAGAAAUGCAUUGCUUGUGAAGCUGGGUAAACAGUCCGCUUUUCUGUGCUUCGGCUUUUGUGGCAGUUGUUUUUAUUGAAAAGGAGCAGCGAUGCGAUAGGAGCCGAGCGCGCUGGAAACACCAGUUAAUCCUCGGUCGAGCCAUUGUAUGCCACCCUUUCCCGUGUUUCUCCGGAUGGAUACUGGACCCGCCUCCCCACCAUCCUCCAUGGUGGCGGGACCUUCCUCGCUGUGGCGGCUGGCUGAGAGGAGGAGCAGAAAGGCUGGCUCGGGGAACAUUUUCAGUGACGUGAACCUGUGGCAGCUCCAGAGACUGUUCAAGGCAGCAGGGGACCAGGAUGCGGAGCAGAGGGCCCAGCUGGUUUGGGGCCAUGGAGAUGAAGCUGAGCUGGCUCAAGCCUUAAUUGGACUGAGGGCCCGAACUCACCGCAGAGGGCUGAGGACUAACGGGAGAGAUGCUCUUGGAUCACACUGGCUACGCGCCUUCAAUCACCUCAGGAUUGGGGAGAGCUCACAAAGAAGCCAGGGAAAGGAUGCAGGAGAGAAGAAUGAUUCUGUGGCAGGAUCACGCUGCAGUCCAGAGCCACGCCGACGCCCCGCUGUAGGGACAACAGGAAGAAAUACUGGGGCCACAGGUGUACAAACGGAGGGCCACAACCCUGCAGGGACGUCUGAGAGACCAGUUAGAGCCGGCUCAGGACUGAGGAGAGGAGGAGAGAGUGAUCCAGAGAGAUACCUCCACCGAAUACUCCACUGAUCGACUGACCUGUAUCUCCGGGCAUCAACCAGCACUUAAACAACCUGUUGGUCUCACCUGAAUACUCUCCUAAUGUGUUCAGGCACUGGAGCGAGGUUGAAUUAACCUCUGGCAAGAGAAACACGGACACAAAAUCAGCAGUGAAACUGUUUUGCAGGUUGAAAGAAUAGUUUCUCAAAAUGCCAUAAAGUCUGACCCUUAAAUAGCACAGAUCAGGCGGCACUGUACUGUCACUUGUUGCAAACCCAUCUCCACCUAAAUAAUGUCAGCAACAUGAACCUCUGACUGGCUCCUGGUAUCGCAAAACUUUAUACUGUGGUUGCCUUAUGUGCUUUCUUAAAUCGACCUGACCACUCACACUAACCAUGCAUACUUUUAAUUGUUUUAAUUUUUUAUUUUAAAAAUGUACCAAUCUUCAUUUAACUUGGUGUUUAUCAGACUAAAAUGGCUGAUAUUAUAAUGUAUGGCCACAGUGUGGAUAUAUACUUGUAAAUAGUUGUAUCCAUGUCCUGUACCACACACAAACCCAGAUAUGUAGAUAUACAUGAGUGAGAUGAUGUACUGUAGCUUGAAAAGAUGUUACCUUCUUGAUUUUGUAUUCAUUUGAAUUGAAGUCACAAAAAGUGUUACACUUUAUAUAACUUUAAACGACUGGCUAUAUGUGUGAUAUGUUACGCAACACUACAUGGGUAAGAGUGCAAUGCUUAUUGUUAUGAGAUGUAAAAACAGAUUUCCAAACAUUCACACUACUGCACAUCUGGCUCAAGCUUUCUGACUGACAACUGUACCAGGCCUCAGUUGCUGGUUUUCAUUUGGUGAAAAUGAAGCAACCGAACGGCCAUCGUCAAAAUGACCCCUCACUGUUCAGGGAAAGAAGAACUUGAAAUAAAAAUUUUACAUGGUAACGGUGUGAAAACCCACUGUGCCUGUGAAAGACUUUAUGUCACCAACCUCAUCAGAUUGCUGGAAACUUCAUGAAGCUUUUUGAUAAUACUGUUUGAUGUGUCAUUUUUAGAUUUAUGGUAAUAAAGAAGUGAGUCUUUG
This is a messenger RNA of Seriola aureovittata, 1822 nucleotides long. RefSeq lists its product as uncharacterized. The transcript is spliced from 3 exons. The record is from RefSeq and is a predicted model, not a curated record. Bases 170 to 778 code for a protein of 202 amino acids. Lineage: Eukaryota; Metazoa; Chordata; Actinopteri; Carangiformes; Carangidae.